This is a messenger RNA of Formica exsecta, 1909 nucleotides long. Its product is annotated as odorant receptor 13a-like. The record is from RefSeq and is a predicted model, not a curated record. The transcript has 9 exons. Gene Ontology annotation, cellular component: plasma membrane. Bases 380 to 1732 code for a protein of 450 amino acids. NCBI's taxonomy places the organism in Eukaryota, Metazoa, Arthropoda, Insecta, Hymenoptera, Formicidae. Gene Ontology annotation, molecular function: odorant binding; olfactory receptor activity. Gene Ontology annotation, biological process: detection of chemical stimulus involved in sensory perception of smell; sensory perception of smell.
AAAUUAAUUAAUAUACUCAAAUUACUGUUGAAAAUUAAUGAAGAAAUCAAAUUUCUCCAGAUUAACAGGUAAGUAAAACAACAUUGUACAAUAGAAAUUUUAUGAUUGAGAAAAAGCAGCUGGUAUAUGUAAACUUCACUAGGCAAUCGAAUAUUAAUAAGAAAACCGUACUCUUUUCCGUUGCUAAAAAUUGGACCGCAUGCACAAUAAGUAGCAUCACUGGACUAUUCGAUAUGAUUAAUAUUAUCACAUUUUUUAGUCGCACAUUCAAUACACUUGCGUUCAAGUCGACGAUCAUUUCUAAAAGGGUCAGCUUGUUAAACGCUAUUCAUUUUCGCUUACAUUAUAUUUAUACGAGACAUAUAGUUAUUGUAGGUGUAUGUCAGUCAUGGAAACUCGUUUGAUUGCUAUGUCGAACAUAAUAGGAAGAGCGGGAGCGUUAUAUGAAAUAUUAAUUUAUUCUCCGCGACGGGAAAGACUGCGCGAGGGAGAGUUUACAUCAGAUAUUCGAGCGAUGUUGUUGUGGCAAACAGAUAUUAUUUCGUUGAAAAAUAUGGAACAGAAUAGGAAUUAUUAUUACGAUAUUGGUAAAAGAUACUUGUGGAUGAUCGGUCAGUGGCCUUAUCAGAAGCCGAGAAUGAGAUUAUCCUUUUUGGCUUUGGUAGUCAUAGUUUUGGCUAAUUGUCUUUUUACACAGAUAGCACAAAUUUUUGUAUGCGAAGAUACACAGUGUAUCUUUCAAACUUUACCUCCCCAUUUGUUGGUAUGGAAUUCUCUAGUAAAAGUGCUCGCAUAUCGAUUUAACAGCGAGAAAAUUAAAGAUCUCACUGAUCACUUAUUCGUAGACUGGGAUACUCUUGAGACUCAGGAAGAACGUGAGAUUCUGAAAAAAUAUGCCGAGAAUGGCAGGUGGUACUCGUUGAUAUAUGCCUCGUACUGUUAUGUAUCUACCGUUUCAUUUAUAACAACUUCUCUCGUACCACGUAUCAUGGACAUCGUAUUUCCUUUAAAUACUUCACGUCCAAUAAUGUUAGCAUAUCCAGCGCAUUAUUUCGUUAACGAAGAGCAAUAUUUCUAUUUUAUUUUUUGCCAUAUGUUAAUUACUGCCUUGAUAUGUAUGACCGGAUUAAUUGCGCACGAUUGCAUGUUUUUUAUUUACAUCGAACACGUUUGCGGCCUUUUUGCAGUGGUCGGAUUUAGAUUUAAAAAUGCAUUAGACAAAUGUGAUAUCGCGAGAAGUAGUCUGAUUGAUUGUCCGGAUAAUUUAUAUCAUAAAAAUAUUACAUUUUCGAUUCAUGCUCAUCGAGAAGCUCUGCAAUUUGCAAAACUCAUUGAAAAUGCUUUUUCCGUACCAUUCGCCAUUCAACUUAUGAUAUCUACAAUGUCUAUUAGUGUUAGUUUACUUCAAUUCUCGAUGCAGUUGAAUGAUUUAAUGGAAGCGAUGAGAUACUUCGUCUACAUACUUGCUCAAUUAUUCCACUUAUUCUGCUUCAGCUUUCAAGGACAAAAACUGAUAGAUCAUAGUAUCGAAAUUUGUGACAAGAUAUAUAAUAGCGCGUGGUAUGAGAUACCUGUGAAGGGACAAAAAUUGCUUUUGUUUACUAUGAGAAAAAGCAUCGAAGCCAGUACUUUAACUGCCUGCAAGAUAUAUGUAUUUUCUUUGCAAAAUUUCACAACGGUUCUGCAAUCAGCGAUGUCUUACUUUACGGUGCUAGCAUCCUUCAGUGAAUGACUUGACGGUGAUAUAGCAUACGUAGUGAAAUAAUGCUGAAAAGUCCUGCAGGAGUAUAGUAUUCCAAAUUAUAUUAGAAUUAAUAUAUUUAUAUUUUAUAUUGUUUAAAAUAUGUCAACCUAAAAACAAAAAAAUUUUAUUUUGUUAUCGAUAUUUCUAUACAUAUCUACUCAACAA